Molecule: messenger RNA, 375 nt
Organism: Cinara cedri
Lineage: Eukaryota; Metazoa; Arthropoda; Insecta; Hemiptera; Aphididae
Source: the annotation of a GenBank genome assembly
AUGGAACUGAAACUACUGUUGAGACAUCAAAAUGUCUGGUUUGUCACAUUAAAACAUAUUCAUUUUAUAAAGGCCGUCACACUAUUAAAUUCAGGUAGUAUAUUUCCUGAUGAAUUAAUUACUUUUUUGAGUGAUGUAUUUGGUGGAAAAGCUUCUGAAACACACAUAUUUAAAACAAAUGAAAUUUUAGAAAAGUGUGAAGUAGGGGGCACUAUAUCAGAUAAAGGUUUCCUUGAAAAACAAUCAUGCUAUAAUGCAGGAAUCAAGUUAAUCCGUCCAACUUUUAAGGGAAAAAAUUAUCAAUUUAGUUUAACAGAUGAUGUAGCAAAUAUAGAAAUUGCUAAAGCUAAAGUUUAUAAUAGGGGAGCAAUGUAA